AAAAUUCUUUGGGAAGUCAAAAUACCUUUCGUGUAUUUAUGAUUAUACUUUCUUUUCAAACCUGACAGAAGUUCAAAGCUACGUUUAUUUAUCGGCGAAAAGUAUUAACUUUUGGCAGUGGUCAUGUUCUUAGCGUGAUAUCUACGCAGCACUGAAGACGACGAGCUGAUCAGCAGUUAACAUGCAAAUAAUAAAACUUUUCAUCAUCUGCCUUUCACUGGUAGGAAAUUAUGGUGAGCAGUUUACAAAUAAGUGGAUGGUAAAAGUUAACGGAGAUGAAAAUGAGGCAAAAGCUGUAGCAGUUGAAUACAACCUUCAGUACAUAGAACAGGUAUUUGAAAAUUAUUACACAUUAAUACAUGAAGGCCUACCAACACGAUCCGCGCAAGAGACAGCGGAUUUAACAGAUGCCAUCGGAAGACACCAGAAUGUGCUUUGGGUCCAACAACAGACAGAAAAUGAGCGCGAGCUCAUGUCGUCGACCGUUGAUAUACAAGACCCAAACUGGAAUGAUCAAAAAUGGUACCUGUUAGACGGAAUGAAGGCGGAGAGUGGCUGGGCUCGAUGUUAUACCGGUGCUGGCGUAAAUAUAGCCGUGGUUGACGAUGGCGUGGAAAACAACCGUGACCUCAAUGUGGAUUCUAGUUUAAGUCGGGAUUUUCGAGGCGGUACAAGCAAGACUGAUAGCCACGGUACCCAGGUUGCGGGGAUAGCGGCUGCAAAGAUGAACGAUUUCUGUGGAGUAGGAGUGGCGCCAGACGCCAAAAUUGCAAAUUUGCGCAUCUUUGGAUUGAAAACCACAACAACUCAAUUUGAUCUCGAGGCCAAGGCGCUGUCCUUCAGAACAGACAAAAUAAGUAUAUAUGUUAAUAGUUGGGGCGUGAUAAAUUCUGGUGUUCAUAUUGGUGGCCCGAACACAGCUGUACUGGAUGUCCUCAAAUCUGGGACAAGAAAUGGUCGAGGUGGGAAAGGGGCCAUCUACCUGUGGGCGACGGGAAAUGGAGGUCCUGAUGACAGUUGUGCUUAUGAUGGAUAUAUUAAUAAUAUAUACUCGCUUGGCAUUUCUGGUGUGGAUAGGAAUUAUCGUAAGCUUAUUAAUGGAGAAUCUUGCAGUGCGGUGUUUGCAGCGGCCCCUUCCCAGAAUGUUGGAUCUAGCGACGUGAUCAGCACUAUUGGCGAUAGUCGUUGCACUCGGUUUUUUGGGCAGUCUUCCGCUGCGGUUCCCAUGGCGGCAGGGGCCAUAGCAAUCAUAUUACAGGAAAAUCCUUCCCUUACUUGGAGAGACGUAAAGCAUAUCAUCGCUCGGUCAGCCAACUCGAAUGUUCAGCCCAAUGAAUUUCAGAGAAACGCUGCCGGAUACUUAGUGUCCCCUUCAAUGGGGUUCGGAGUGCUGGAUGUAGAGAAGAUGGUACAAAUGGCACAUGUGGAUAACUGGAAAACUGUGGGUGGCACCUCGAAUUUAGUGACAUGUGAGGUAAACUCGCACGCACAUGGAAUUCCGAGUGACUUUUUAGUCUAUGUCUCUUCACACCAGUGCAAAAUCCAAUUCAUAGAAGAGAUAGAGGUGGCUUUUGAUUUGACUUAUUCAGCAAGAGGCCACGUGAAAAUGACAUUAACUUCACCGUCCGGAACCAGUCGAGAAAUUUUACCUGGAAGACGGGUCGACACUCACAGUAACAGUUUGACAUGGAAGGUGAAGAGUUUUCAGUUCUGGGGUGAAUCGGUGGUAUCUGGUUUUAAUGGCGCAUGGAAACUCUCGGUGCAAGAUAUAUUCAAUCGUCAGAACCAAGGCUUCCUCAAGUCAUGGAAACUAAUAAUACACGGCAUGUCGAGUUUUCCUCAGGCUCCAUGGACCAGAGUGCUCCCAAAAGCAUGCACUAGGCCAACUUCAGCACCAACCGCAGGUUAG
This is a messenger RNA of Lingula anatina, 1909 nucleotides long. Its product is annotated as neuroendocrine convertase 1-like. Gene Ontology annotation, biological process: peptide hormone processing. The record is from RefSeq and is a predicted model, not a curated record. Lineage: Eukaryota; Metazoa; Brachiopoda; Lingulata; Lingulida; Lingulidae. Gene Ontology annotation, cellular component: trans-Golgi network; Golgi membrane. Gene Ontology annotation, molecular function: serine-type endopeptidase activity.